AUGGUGGCAGAGGAGGGUUACGAUGGCUUCCUGCGCGCCGAGCUGGACAGGCUCUUUGAGAGCCUCGUGAGGCAGCACCAGGCGGAGGUGGACCAGGCACGACGUCCUCGGUUGGUUCCCGAGGGGUCGAAGAGUGUAGGCCUGGGCCACGCCGCCUCGGGUUGGCUGAGCCUGGGCAGCGAAAGCGAAGCUGCAGGGCCGGAAACAGGUGCCAGCUGCACGUCCCU
Symbiodinium necroappetens is the source of this 227-nucleotide messenger RNA. Lineage: Eukaryota; Dinophyceae; Suessiales; Symbiodiniaceae. The record is from the annotation of a GenBank genome assembly.